AUGACGGUAACGGUGAUGGUAACAGUAAUAGUAACGGUGACAGUAGUGAUUACGAUAACAGUAACGGUUACGGUAAUGGUGACGGUGACGGUUGACAGUGACGGUAAUGGUAACGCUGACUGUAAUGGUAACGAUAACGAUAAUGGCGACGGUAACGGUAACAUUGACAGUAUCGGUAACAGUGACGGUGACGGUAACACUAACAGUAAUGGUGACAAUAACGAUGACGAUAACAAUGACAGUAAUGGUUACGAUAAUGGUAAUGGUAACGGUGAUGGUAACGGUAACUGUAAUGAUAAUUGUAACUAUGACGGUGACGGUAAUGAUGAAGAUAAUGGUGAUGGUAACAAUGAUGAAAACGAUAACGGUAACGGUUAUCGUGGCGGUAAUGGUAAUCGUAAUGGUGACAAUAACAGUAAAGAUGACAAUGAUGAUAACGGUAACAAUGACAGUGACGGUGACAGUGACGGUAGCGGUAACGAUCACGAUCACGAUGACGGUAACGAUAAUGAUAACGAUAAUAGAAAGAGUAAUGGUAAUAGUAACAGUAACGAUGACAAUAACGGUAACGGUAUCAAUGACGAUAACCCUGACGGUAACGGUGACAGUGAUGGUAACAAUGACGGUGAUAGUGAUGGUAAUAGUGACAAUAACAGUAAUGGUAACGGUGACGAUAGCUGUAACGUUAACAGUAACGGUGAUGGUAGCUGUAAUGGUGAAAGUAACGGUUAUGGUGACGGUAACGGUAAGGGUAACGAUGAUAUUAACGGUAUCGCGGAUGGUGAUAGUAAUGAUAAUGGUGAUAGUAGCUGUAAUGGUGACUUUGACUUUAAUAGUGAUGUUAACGAUAAUAGUGACAGUAAUGGUCAUGAUGACGUUAAUAGUGACGGUAAUGGUAACGAUGAUGGUAACUUUGACGACGACGGUAACGCUGUUGGUAACGGUAAUAGUAAUGGUAAUGGUAACAAGGACGAUAACAGCGACAGUGAUGGUAGCAGUGACGGUAACGGUGACAGUAACUGUGAUAGUAAUGGUUACGACAACAGUAAUGAUAACGGUAACAGUGACGGUAACGAUGACGAUCACUGUAACGAUGCUGGUAACGACAACGAUAACAGUGAUGAUAACGGUAAUUGUCAUGAUAACAAUCACUUUAAUGGUUAUGCUUAUGGUAACGACAAUGGUAACAGUGACAGUGACAGUAACGGUAAUGGUAAUGGUAAGGGUGACGGUGAUAGUAAUGAUAACGGUGAUGGCAAUGGUGACGAUAGCGGUGACAGUAACAGUGAUGGUAACGGUAACGAUGACAUUCACUGUAACAGUAACAGUAACGUUAAAUGA
Vitis vinifera (wine grape) is the source of this 1341-nucleotide messenger RNA. RefSeq lists its product as uncharacterized. The coding region runs from base 1 to 1341 and encodes 446 amino acids. The record is from RefSeq and is a predicted model, not a curated record. NCBI's taxonomy places the organism in Eukaryota, Viridiplantae, Streptophyta, Magnoliopsida, Vitales, Vitaceae. The transcript is spliced from 4 exons.